This is a messenger RNA of Psylliodes chrysocephalus, 501 nucleotides long. The record is from the annotation of a GenBank genome assembly. Lineage: Eukaryota; Metazoa; Arthropoda; Insecta; Coleoptera; Chrysomelidae.
UUUAAACUUAAUUUAGUAGAUUAUUUUUAAUUGAAUAAAAAUGAAGACCAAUCUUAUAAUCUUGCUCUGUUCUGUAGCAUAUGCACUGGGAGACGAAGUGAGUGAUGCAAUUAAAGAUAUUGUAAACAAUCACAAUUAUCGAUACGUCACUUUUACUGUCAACGACUCUGCAACCGCCUUAAAGGUUGAAAAAAAAGGUGACAAAUCCGAAAGUCUUGUGGAUUUUAUUAACCAACUUACAAAUUCCGAACCUCGUUACUUCAUCUACGAUUUUGAAUAUGAAUCUAACGGUUCUAACAAGCAACGUUUUCUGGGAAUCUGUUGGGCACCAGAUACUUCAUCAAUCAAGAGAAAGAUGCAAUAUUCAUCAGCCGUUAAUGUGUUUAAAUCCGCUGUGAAAGAUGUGACAGGACUAAGAUUAGUGUAUGCCACCGACGUUUUUGAAUUAGAUUAUAAUUCAUUAUUUCAUAUUGCCGAACGUAUAUAAUUACAAAUAUUAAA